AUGGGCUCUAUCGCCAGAGAUGAAGAUGUAGCAGUAGCCUGCCCGCAACUAACUGGAGAUGUGAUUCCUAGCCCACUUAAGAUAUUUGAUGCUGCGAGGAGGCAGGACCGGUUUUUGUAUGCCUGUGCGCCGAUGGUGCGCUACAGCAAGCUCGCCUUUCGCCAAACUGUUCACAAAUAUGGCGUUGACUUAUGCUGGACGCCCAUGAUUCUGGCCAAGGAAUUCAACAGGAAUCAGUUUGCCAGAGACAGCGGCAUCCAACCUCCCACCGUUGUCCAGUUCGGCGCCAACGACCCCCAGGAACUCGCCCGCGCGUCCACCCUCGUCGCGCCCUUCGUCUCGGGCGUCGAUCUCAACUGCGGAUGCCCUCAAUCGUGGGCCUGUGCCGAGACGCUCGGCGCGGCGCUCAUGAAUGAGAGAGAGCGGGUGCGUGACAUGGUCGUCGAGACGAGGCAGCAUCUAGAGAGGGAUGGAUGGGGCGUCAAGAUGGAGGACGACAUGCACAGUCCGAAAGGACGCAGCGUGAGCGUCAAGAUACGAGUUCAUGAUGAUUUAAGGAGAACAAUGGACUUCCUCGAUACAGUCAUCGGACCCCCCCAGAACCGCCUCGUCGACUGGGUCACCAUCCACCCUCGAACACGCCACACACCCUCCACCACGCCCAUCCGCACCGAAGCCCUCGAGAUUCUCACCGAAAAGUACUCCCGCACACUCCCCAUCCUCCUCUCCGGCGACGUCUUCGACCUCGCAACCCUUCCCAUCAAGUCCACCACCAGCAUCCCCGACCUCGCAACUCUCACCGUGAAAGAAGACCCCCAGGAUACAUGUGCUUCCGCCACAACACAGCCAAGACCCAGCAACACGAACCUCUCCGGCUUCAUGUCCGCCCGCGGGCUCCUUGCCAACCCGGCCCUCUUCGCCGGCCACUUGUCCUGCCCCUGGGAAACGCUCGAGACGUUCAUGUGCAACGUCGCGCGCUGUCCGCUGCCCCUAAAGCUGGUGGUGCAUCACGUACAGGAGAUGUGCGCGCCUGGAAUGGGCGGCGACAAGUCUGCGCUGCUGAACAAGAAGGAGAGGGCGAGGUUGGUGGAGUUUACGAAUAUGGCGGAUUUGAUUGACUUCUUGGAUGAGAAGAUUGAGGAGUAUACGGGGCAGAAAGGAGGAAUGAGAAGAGACUUGUAG
Messenger RNA from Trichoderma gamsii, 1182 nucleotides. RefSeq names its product tRNA-dihydrouridine synthase 4. The transcript is spliced from 5 exons. The record is from RefSeq and is a predicted model, not a curated record. Gene Ontology annotation, molecular function: flavin adenine dinucleotide binding; tRNA dihydrouridine synthase activity. Gene Ontology annotation, biological process: tRNA processing. The coding region runs from base 1 to 1182 and encodes 393 amino acids. NCBI's taxonomy places the organism in Eukaryota, Fungi, Ascomycota, Sordariomycetes, Hypocreales, Hypocreaceae.